This is a messenger RNA of Symbiodinium sp. CCMP2592, 537 nucleotides long. NCBI's taxonomy places the organism in Eukaryota, Dinophyceae, Suessiales, Symbiodiniaceae. The record is from the annotation of a GenBank genome assembly.
AUGGAUGAAAAGAAGGAUGCUCCGGAUGGAUUCGGCAAGCUCAAGUGGCAGGAGGAAAAGCAGCCAAGGACGAGACCAGGACGCUUUUCCCAGGAACGGUUGGAGAGGAAAAGCCGCCGGGAGGAGGAACUACGGCGCAGAAUGGCCUCGACGGUUGUAAGCUCAGCUGAUGCUGAAGCAUUCUCAAAGUUUGCCAAAGCGACGGACGAAGAGAAGGAGCAGUACGGCGACACGCUCGCGUCGUUUUUUGCUUGGAUGAUGGCCGGCAGCACGAGCAAGUCCGCUGCGAAUUACAUGUUGCAGGUCAAGAUGCUCAUGGAGCGCUUCCAGCUGGGCCUGCAAGCCUUGGCAUCCCAGGAGCUCCUGGAUCUCGUGAAGAAGACCAAGGAAAACCAGAAGCGGAACAACAUUGUCGGUGCUGGCCUGAAAAAGUUCCAAGACUUCGUGGCGAGUCGCGGCGGCCUCUCCAUGCCAUGGGAGGUGGGGUUCGUCCGAGGGCAUCCGUUUGUCGUCAGACGCCGAAGCGGCCAGCCUUGA